CAAAUGUAAUAGAACCAUUCUCUUGUCAGUGCUGUAAAGAAAAGUAUAUUCAUCUGUUUUUCAUUGAUCUAAUAUUAAAUUGUAUGACGCAAUUUAAUUGGUCCUCCGGAGACUUCUCAGAGAAAAAUAUAAAUGAAGGAAACUUUGAAUCUGUUGCAAAAUUAAUCAGCAUAGCUUGGAGAAUUGCAUUAGUUUCUAACGGAUCAUGCACGGACCUGCAAAAGGACUCUUCUACGCCAUUAGCUAUCUCAUAAUCGCUGUUGUUGGAGUGCCAGCAAACUUGGUGGCAAUUUUAAUCCUAUCCAGAGGACGGUGUGGACUCCCAAGAUGCAUCACCUACUAUUUAAUGGCGAUUGCUGUGACAGAUUUCCUUGUUAUCAUCACUGGCUGCAUCCUGAACCGGAUCAGCCGCAUUUACUUUAGCAACAGUGUCCUGUCCACAACCCCUGUCUGCAGGCUGACCACAAUCUUGGUUCGCUGCAGCCGGGAUGGCUCAGUCUGGAUAACCGCAGCCUUUACCAUAGAUCGUUUUGUGUUCAUUUGCUCUCAGAGCUUGAGGAUCAGAUACUGCACAGAGAAAACUGCGCUGCUUGUCAUAGGAGCAAUCUUUCUUCUAAGUUGUGUCAAAAAUUUCCCUUUGUAUACUAUCUACAAGCCCUUCUACAUCUUGGAUGGGGUAGCCUGGUUCUGUGGCAUAAAGUCUAUCUUUUAUACUUUACCUGUCUGGCAGGCCUAUGAGUGGAUGGAGCACAUCUUAACACCCUUUCUCCCAUUUCUCAUCAUCCUGAUACUCAAUGUCCUGACUGUAAGACAAAUCGUAGAGACCAGAAAAGUCCGUAGGAAACUUAUAGGUGCUGAGAAUGACACAGACCCCGAGAUGGCAAACCGUAAGAGAUCCAUUGUUCUGCUCUUCACCAUUUCUCUCAGUUUCCUGCUGCUCUGGGCCAUUGAUGUUGGACAUUUCCUCUAUGAAAAGAUUAAAAGUGAUGCAUAUUUCAACAAAUUGAAUUUCAAUGACUUAACCUACAUCUUCCAAGAGACGACCAACAUGUUCCAGUUACUCAGCUCCUGCAACAACGUCUUCAUCUAUGCAGUAUCCCAGAACAGGUUCCGUGAGGAUCUCAAGAAUGUACUGUUCAGUCCGUUCGCCAAGCUUGCAGAUUGCUUUAAAAUGCAAAGUACCAGGAAAGCAUCUGCAAGCUGUUCAACCUCAAUUGAUGUGACUCAUCAUGGAGCACUCUCAUUCUCGAUUCAACGCGUGGUUAGUUGCAACAGCUAAGGGAUGUAAGGCACAUAAUUCAACACUCAUAUAUCUGUACUGCAGCAAUGUUAAUCUAUUGGUGAUGCUUCUUCGGAUAUGAGAUCAAAGUCUGAAUCCAAAUUCUGAGACAGAAUUUAAAUAUCCCAUUGCCACUGAAACAGGGCUAAUAUCUGCUGCUAAUUUAGUAUCAUUCAAAAAAUGACUAUUUUUUAAUUAGUUCUGUACGUUGCUGCUCUGCACACAUCUCCUGCCAUUUUUCUUGCAUCACCUCAACAAUAUAUUUAAAUGCCUGUAGAACAAUUUGUGUUGUCUUUGGUUGUUAAAAGAAAAUCUUUCCUUUCUCCAUCCUUUUCUUCCUUCCUUCUUCCCUCUCUCCCUCCCUGCUUCCUUUCCUUCUGUCUUCCAAAAAAUUAACUGGGCAGGGUGGUAACUGUGGCCAAGUAUUUAAAUUCAUGGAUCGGACAAGCAAUGGAGGUUUACCAGCACAGGUGUGAAUCGUGCUAAGUGCAUUUCAUGACCUUGCAGUUUUUAAAUGAGUUCCCAUUCAGUUAGUCAUAGUUGAAACACCAGACAAGCCAUCGAAACACACCCAUACUUUCUCAGGUUGAUUCAUUUCUUCACAUUCAGAAAAUCAUGUUCUAAAGAAGAAUCAUAAUACACUUGAACUGUUAAUGCUGUUUCUCUGUUGACAGAUGCUGUCAGACCUGCUGAGUUUUUCCAGCAUUUUCUGUACUCAUUCUAUAAACUGCAAAGUUGUUUUUCAUUCACCAUCUUCAAUCCCAUCUAUCUGGUAACAAUAUUUUCGAACAAGUUGGACUGAAGGGUGUGUUACCCUGUUGUAUAACUCUAUGUUCUAUCAACUCACCCAUCCACAACGCUCCUACCCCCAUAAUUAUAAAUAGACCCAGGAAAUCUACAGCUAACUUUCUUUGCUCUAAAAAGAACAAUUCCAAUUGGCUGCAUAAUAUUUUAUGGCAUACAUUCCACAGAUUCACCACCAUCAGGCUGAAUAAAUUUUUCUUAAUGUAAGUUGUAAAGGGUCAUCCCUUUCCUGUGACUUUUGCCCAUCAGUCAGUCAGUGGUGAAAACAUCUUCUCCACAUUCCCUCCACCCUGGAGUCUUGGUGUAUCCCCCCCCAACACCAAAACUCUAUUGAGUACUGACUCCGAGACUUCAACCCCUCCUCAUAUGAAAAUAUCUUCAUCCCUGUGAUUGAUCUUGGAAACUGCUUCUGAACCCCCUCCUAGACCAGCACAUCCUUCCUUAAGAUAUGGAGUCCAAAGCUUACAAAAUUUCAAAUGCAAUACAGCCAAGGCCUUAUACAGCUUCAGCAAUGCAUUCCUCCUCUUCUGUUCAGUUCCUCACUGAAUG
Molecule: messenger RNA, 2632 nt
Organism: Stegostoma tigrinum
Lineage: Eukaryota; Metazoa; Chordata; Chondrichthyes; Orectolobiformes; Stegostomatidae
Product: probable G-protein coupled receptor 139
Exons: 2
Coding region: 206-1279 (357 amino acids)
Biological process (GO): G protein-coupled receptor signaling pathway
Cellular component (GO): membrane
Molecular function (GO): G protein-coupled receptor activity
Source: RefSeq, a predicted model, not a curated record